AUGGCAGCGGCGCUGCUGCUGCUGCGGCCCCUCCGCCGGGCCCCGGGCUCAAGGCUCGGGUGGCUCCGGAGCCCGGGCCUGCCCGCUGGGUUCGGGAGAAGGCGGCCAUACUUCGCUCAGGGGCCUCCAGGGAGUCUGGUCGAGGCUGGAGGCCGAGCCCUGCAGAGCUUACAGUUCCGGCUGCUGACACCUACCUUUGACGGGAUCGUCGGAGUGUUACUGAAGCAACACCUGAUUCAGAAUCCAGUUAGACUCUGGAAAAUCUUAGGUGGCACCUACUAUUUUAGUUCUUCAAAGGUGAAACAGAAGAGUAAGGACAGUGACAAACCCAGGGCGAAGACACCUGAGGACGAUGAAGAGGAGAGGAAGCGGAAGGAGCGAGAGGACCAGAUGUACCGCGAGCGACUGCGCACACUCCUCAUUAUCGCCGUCAUCAUGAGCCUGCUUAACUCCUUCAGCUCUGGCGGUAGCAGCAUCUCCUGGAACGACUUCGUCCACGAGAUGCUGGCCAAGGGCGAGGUGCAGCGCGUGCAGGUGGUCCCCGAGAGUGACGUGGUGGAGGUCUUUCUGCAUCCUGGGGCCGUGGUGUUCGGGCGCCCGCGCUUGUCCUUGAUGUACCGCAUGCAAGUUGCAAACAUCGACAGGUUUGAAGAGAAGCUUCGGGCAGCCGAAGACGAGCUGAACAUUGAAAUCAAAGAUCGUAUCCCAGUCUCCUACAAGCGCACAGGCUUCUUUGGAAAUGCCCUGUAUGCCUUGGGGAUGACAGCCGUGGGCCUGGCUAUCCUGUGGUACAUCUUUCGGCUCGCAGGGAUGACAGGCCGGGAAGGUGGAUUCACUGCUUUUAAUCAGCUCAAAAUGGCUCGUUUCACCAUAGUGGAUGGGAAGACAGGGAAAGGGGUCAGCUUCAAAGAUGUGGCAGGAAUGCACGAAGCUAAGCUUGAAGUCAAGGAGUUUGUGGACUACCUGAAGAGUCCAGAGCGCUUUCUCCAGCUGGGUGCCAAGGUCCCAAAGGGCGCACUGUUGCUCGGCCCCCCUGGCUGUGGGAAGACUUUGCUGGCCAAGGCAGUGGCCACAGAGGCCCAGGUGCCCUUCUUGGCGAUGGCCGGAUCUGAGUUUGUGGAGGUCAUUGGAGGACUGGGUGCCGCUCGCGUGCGGAGCCUUUUCAAGGAAGCCCGCCACCGGGCCCCCUGCAUCGUGUACAUCGAUGAGAUCGAUGCUGUGGGCAAGAAGCGCUCGACGGCCGUGACUGGCUUCUCCAACACAGAGGAGGAGCAGACACUCAACCAGCUGCUGGUGGAGAUGGACGGAAUGGGCACGACUGACCACGUCAUUGUCCUGGCGUCCACCAACCGGGCCGAUAUUCUGGACAGAGCACUGAUGCGGCCUGGCCGACUUGACCGUCAUGUCUUCAUCGACCUUCCCACCCUGCAGGAGAGGAGAGAAAUCUUUGAGCAGCAUCUGAAGAGUCUGAAGCUGACUCGGGAAAGCAACUUCUAUUCGCAACGCCUGGCAGAGCUGACCCCCGGAUUCAGUGGUGCUGAUAUCGCAAACAUCUGUAACGAGGCUGCGCUGCACGCUGCUCGCGAGGGCCACACAUCUGUGCACACGUCCAGCUUCGAGUACGCCGUGGAACGUGUCCUGGCAGGCACUGCUAAGAAGAGCAAAGUCCUGUCGAAGGAGGAGCAGAGGGUGGUGGCAUUUCACGAGUCGGGCCACGCACUGGUCGGCUGGCUGCUGGAGCACACAGAGGCUGUGAUGAAGGUCUCAAUCGCGCCGCGGACCAAUGCAGCCUUGGGCUUCGCGCAGAUGCUGCCCAGGGACCAGCACCUCUUCACUCAGGAGCAGCUGUUUGAGCGCAUGUGCAUGGCACUGGGCGGCCGUGCCUCUGAGGCCAUCUCCUUCCACAGGGUCACAUCCGGGGCACAGGAUGACCUGCGGAAGGUCACCAAGAUCGCCUACUCCAUGGUGAGGCAGUUUGGGAUGGCGCCAAGCAUCGGCCCAGUCUCCUUCCCUGAUGCCCAGGAGAACCCAACUGGGGUUGGCCGACGCCCCUUCAGUCAGGGCCUCCAGCAGCUGAUGGACCACGAAGCCAAGCUGCUGGUUGCCAAGGCCUACAGACACACAGAGCAGGUGCUGCGGGACAACCUGGACAAGCUGGAGGCGCUGGCCAAUGCGCUGCUGGAGAAGGAAGUCAUCAACUAUGAGGACAUUGAGGCCCUCAUUGGCCCGCCGCCCCACGGCCCCAAGAAGCUGAUCCUGCCCCAGAAGUGGUUGGAUGCUGAACGUGAAAAGCAGGACUCGGCGGACGAGGAAGCCACACAGCCGCCUUCACUCAGCGGGGAGGAGCCCCCCUGGCCCAAGUAG
Molecule: messenger RNA, 2364 nt
Organism: Elephantulus edwardii (Cape elephant shrew)
Lineage: Eukaryota; Metazoa; Chordata; Mammalia; Macroscelidea; Macroscelididae
Gene: SPG7
Product: spastic paraplegia 7 (pure and complicated autosomal recessive)
Exons: 17
Coding region: 1-2364 (787 amino acids)
Biological process (GO): protein-containing complex assembly; mitochondrial protein processing
Cellular component (GO): membrane; m-AAA complex
Molecular function (GO): ATP binding; zinc ion binding; ATP-dependent peptidase activity
Source: RefSeq, a predicted model, not a curated record